Molecule: messenger RNA, 1794 nt
Organism: Trichomonas vaginalis G3
Lineage: Eukaryota; Parabasalia; Trichomonadida; Trichomonadidae
Product: thienylcyclohexylpiperidine binding
Exons: 1
Coding region: 1-1794 (597 amino acids)
Cellular component (GO): cilium
Source: RefSeq, a predicted model, not a curated record
AUGGAUGCGCCAAGUGCGCUUCCUUUUCAAGUAAUAUAUGCGACAAGUGAAAUAGAUUCUAAUCCAGCCUCAAAUCUUAUGGAUACGUCUCCAUUUGCAAAUGGUUGGAUUACGCUUCCGAACGCAUCUUAUCCACAAGAAGUAAUAUUAGACUUUGGAUCCCAAGUUGCUUUAACAGAAAUGAAAUUUAUCAGUCAUCAAAGUAAAAUUGCAUCAAGUAUAGAUCUUCUUUCCGGAGGAGAUAAAGCAAAUUGGAGAAAAGUACAGUUUGAACAAAUAGAUUCAUUUAAAUUCACUGAUAAUCGCGCCAACAACUACAAAGCAAGAGAAAUUCGUGUUGCUCACCCUAAUAUGCUUCAUCUUCGAUACAUAAAGAUAAAAAUAAACGGAUGUUAUCAAAAUCACUUAAAUAAAUCUAAUCAAGUAGGCUUAAUAUCCUUUUCUGCAAGAGGCUAUGGCGAAGAAAAUCCAUUUGAAGAUGAACAAUUACUAAAUCUUGAAAGAGCCAAACAAGAAGCAAUUGAAAGAGAAGAUUUCGAUCGAGCCAAAGCUAUCAAAGCAAGGAUAGACAUUAUUCGUGAUAAUAGAGCUUUCUUACAAGAUUUGAAACAAAGAAAGAUCGAAGCCAUCAGAAAUGAAGACUUUGAUUUAGCCAAACAGCUUAAAAUACAAGAAGAGAACAUACUUGCAGGAAAUGAUGACCAAAACUUCAACGAUUUCAAUGAACCUCCUCCAAAACCUCAUCCAAGGCGUAAAUCAUCAUUAGAUCCAGAUGUCAGCCAAUUCUCUCAACAACAAUAUAACCCGCCGCCACAAAAUUAUCCCGUUUAUCUACAAGAACCAGAAGCAUCUGAAGUUCCAUAUCAAUCAGAGCGUUUUGAUGAUACAGAAUCACGCGCCGAGCCACAAGAACGCCCAAUACGCCCAAUGAAGACAGAUUUAUACACUGGAGACCAUCGCCCGAUGAAUUUCGGACACAAUCAGUGGGAUAAUAUACCUCCAGGCGAAGAAUACGACAGACCAAUCAAAUCCCAACCAUCAGCGCCACCUCUUGAUGAUGACGGCGAACAUCUCGAUGCUUUAGAUCCAAAUCAGCGCGCCGAAGCAGAUAUCGUCAUCAAAGUUUGCGGAGAAGAAGCUGCCCAGCAGUUCUACUCUAAGAAUACAGAUCUCCGUCAAGCAGGUAUCAAAGCUAUUGCACAAUCAAUCCGCAAAUUGAGGGGCGGAAGUGCAAUUCAAGCCUACGAAAAGUUUUUAUCAAUGCUGAAGCCAUGUGUCAAAGAUAACUCACAAGGAGUCUUCGUGAAGAGUGUUGACGAGAUCAUGAAGCUCACAGACAAACUUAAGCCACCACCAGAUGUCGUGAGAUCUUCAAUUGAAGCCCACAAACACGCGAUCUUCGCAAAACUCGGCAACAAAAGGAUGAUGCAACCUGCUGUUGAAUUCUUCACUUGGGCUGCAGGGAACUCUGCAUUAGGAGUUCAAUUCGUUGCUCCUGUUGUCAUGGCACCUUUGAAACAACCUGUACAGUGGACAGCAGUGAUUCCAAGACUUGACAUCAUUCAGACAUUGAUUAAAAGAUUCGGAGGAGAAGAAGGAGUCUUGGAUACAAGUCAAAUCAUCGCUUUCGUGAUGCUUUUGCUUGAUGCUCCAAAAGCAGACGUCAGACAGAAGGCCAUGUCUGUUUUGGAGAUGCUAAAUGAGGCUGGAUUGAAAUCACAGGUGAUAAAGAUGAUUCAAGCAGCAAAUCUUCCAAAUGGAAAGAAGAUUAUUGACCAAUUGGAAGCCAGAUAA